AUGGAUCCCCUUGGAAAGGGUUUUGUUAUCUUUCAAUUUCAAUGUGAAGGGGAUAAGGCGACAGUAUGGAGAAGAAGCCCUAUGAAAAUAGGAUCGCAACCCAUUCGUUUCCAACACUGGAAACUAGACUUCAACAUCCAUGUUAAGCAGACCUGGUCCAAGCUAAUCUGGAUACGAUUUCCCGACCUCCCCUUAGAAUAUUGGCAUGAGAAUGUUCUUUUAUCCAUUGCAAAAGCUGUGGGGAGACCUGUUGCCCUGGAUCGCCAUACCAAGCAGGGAUUAAUGGGUCACUAUGCUAGAGUACUGGUUGAAAUCGAUACUACUGAAACUGCAUCUCGCAUAGAGGAGGUUCAAGUUGAACGUCUCGAACCCGGUACAACAAGAGUUUUUGGAUUCAGACAACGAGUCCAGUAUGAAGAUGACAUUAGUCGAUGUGGCUUCUGUAAGAGGUUGGGACAUAAGGUGGGAGAUUGUAGAUCUAAGAGGCUUGAAGAUGAAAAACAAGCUGCUAUGGAAAGGUCGGCCUCUGUACCAGGUGUAGUCUACGUUGAAGAUAGAGUGGACUCGGUCCGAGUUGCGUCUCACUCGGGUAGAAUGCCUAUUGUGGAAACCGUUCCUCAUGAUCCUCUUUCCAUAAUAGCAGCUUCGCCUGCCAAUCAUGCAGCUGGGAAGGAGGGCCACGAUUUGAAUGCAAUCAAUGAAAGAACGUCAAUUGAGGAACAAUCUCCUUCUAUUUGUGUUUCAGCCAAUCAGAAUGCUGAGAAGGAGGGAGAUAUUCUGAUUGUCUUGGACACUUUGGCAAACAAUCCUGCAGUUUUAGGUAACUCCAACUCACUGAAUCGUGGAGAUAUCUCUGUCCGCCCCUCUAAUUCAAAUUUGAAUAACAAUGUGGCUGGAUCCGGGUCAGACUCUGAGGAAGUGGAUAGUGCAGACCCAUCGGGUCAUGAGAGUUCAUCUGAUUCUACAAAGAACUCGGUGGAAAAUGAGAGGGAGGAGGACGCCCCUAUUGUUAGGGAACUUCCACCUAGGCCAACAAGAAAGGGAAGAGCUUCUAAAGGUCGUGGAGCAUUGUCUUCACUGAGGGGAGUUAGAAACGUUCCUUCAACUCGUUCCUCGCCAGAGAAUGGGGUUUUGCAGCAUGGUAGCUUCCUCAGCUCUUCCAGAAGGGAUGGUAGAACGGAUUCUAAUUAUCAGGAGAUGGAGAAGAUAGAUAAUGCCCUUUAUGCUCGAGAAAAGGGAAUGGUUGUUUCUUCAAAAGAAGGCAACAAAAAAAAGAAGAAAGCAGGCCAGACUAGUAAGUCUGGCAACACCAAUUAA
Macadamia integrifolia is the source of this 1317-nucleotide messenger RNA. RefSeq lists its product as uncharacterized. Bases 1 to 1317 code for a protein of 438 amino acids. Lineage: Eukaryota; Viridiplantae; Streptophyta; Magnoliopsida; Proteales; Proteaceae. The transcript has a single exon. The record is from RefSeq and is a predicted model, not a curated record.